Molecule: messenger RNA, 1944 nt
Organism: Arabidopsis lyrata subsp. lyrata
Lineage: Eukaryota; Viridiplantae; Streptophyta; Magnoliopsida; Brassicales; Brassicaceae
Product: crossover junction endonuclease EME1A
Exons: 12
Biological process (GO): DNA repair
Cellular component (GO): Holliday junction resolvase complex; nucleus
Molecular function (GO): DNA binding; nuclease activity
Source: RefSeq, a predicted model, not a curated record
AAAAAAAGAGAGACGUAUUCUCUUCUUUAUCGAUAGUCCCGCCUUCAUUGCCAAAUUCAAACUCGAAGAAAUCUCUCUCUCUCUAUCUCUCUCUCUCUCUCUCUCUCUCUCUCAAUGAGCGAUCUCAUUCUGAUCUCCGACGGCGAGGAUGAAGCUACUCCACCACCGUCGAAGAAGGCUCGAAAGAAUUCUACACCUACGAUUUUGAACUUGGAUACGGAUCCAUCACCGCAGAAGCAACCGCCGGGAUCUGCUUCUACUCCGUUGCUCGUCGACGAGACAACUCUCUUUGACGAUGUCACUGUCGUCAAGUCUUCCUUUGGUUCCUGAAUCGGAGUUUCUUUAAACAAGUUUUCCGGUAAACGAGUAAUAUCUCUUGAGUCGGAUUCUGAAGACAGCUCUCGACCAGGGACUUCAAAGAAGUAUGAACCCGUGGAUGCUGAUUCUUGGAAGCAGCCUUGUACAUUGAAAUCUGGAUCCAGUGAUGCUGAUUCUGAUGAUGAUACUAGCUGGAUGCAGCGACCUAGUUUUCGAUCUACCAUGUCUAAAGAUGCUAUUGAGGUAGAUUCUGACCAUGAGAAAGAAGAUACAAGUGUUGAGAAAUUGCGUCGACAAAAGCAGAGCAGAAGUUCUAAAAGUACAUCUCUUUCUGCUGAUGAAUUGCCUAAAAAGCAGAUGUCAAAAAAUGAAAAAGUCCGAGCGUCAGAGGAAAAGAAGUUAAGAAAAGAACAAGAGAAAUUACAAAAAGCCGCCAUGAAAGCUGAAGAUGCUGAGCAUAAAAAGUUGGAGAAGGAAAAGCAGAAAUGGGCAAAGGACAAAGCGCUUAAAUCUAUUGUCGCCUUGAUUGACAAUAAAUUAGUUGAAGAAUCUGUUGGAGGACGUCUCAUUUCGGGGUUGCAAGAGAAAGGCAUUACAUACCGUGUAACCCCUAAUCCAAUUGAAAGAUCCAUUGUGUGGACAAUGACACUUCCAGAGGAUAUUGCUCAGACUUUACCCCUAGGAUCCGAGAUUCCAUAUGUUUUACUUAUGUAUGAGGCUGAAGACUUUUGUAAUCUUGUUGCUAAUAAAGAACUUCUCGAAAACGUCUCCAGAGUCCGUGACAAAUACCCAUCUUAUAAGAUGUGCUACCUCACCAAUAGGUUAAUGUCCUACGUAAAAAAAAAGGAGAGUGUUGAGUACAAGGACCCUGUUAAUCGCAGUGGUUGGAGAAAGCCUCCUAUUGAUGAGGCAAUUGCAAAGUUAACAACUCACUACACUGGAGUACAUUCCAGACACUGUGUAGACGAGGCUGAGGUGGCUGACCAUCUUGUUCGUUUAACAAGUAAUCUGGCCUAUUGCCAAGUCAGGAAUAAGUUAACUCGGUUAUCAGUAUGCGCUGAUGGUACAUUAAUGUCCAAGAAUGCAGCUGAUAAGCACUUGGUUAGAGAGAGCCUAUGGUUGAAAGUGUUGGUAGCAAUACCAAAGGUACAGCCAAGAUACGCUGUAGCAGUGUCGAAGAAAUACCCAUCCUUGAAGUCCCUUCUUAAGGUUUAUAUGGAUCCUAACAUAUCGGUUCAUGAGAAGGAGUUUCUACUGAAAGAUUUGAGAGUGGAAAAUUUAGUAGGAGAAGACAAAAUGGUUGGUGAUGCCUGUUCGAAGCGGAUAUACAGAGUGCUUAUGUCUUUAGAUGGAACAAUUAAGACUGAUGACGUCGAAAAUGGUGCUGCUUCCUUCAUAUGACUUAAUUUAGAACUAAGAGAACAUCAAAUAGUCUCAUAACUUCCUCUGUGAGACAAAACACAAGAAUGAUUGUGUCUUAGGUUUUUUCUUUUGUAUAUGUAUGCAAGUUGACCUAUGAAGAAGUUGAUCAUCUCUUUCCUUUCUUCUAUUGAAGUCUAUAAUGUGUGUGUUCAGUCUUGUAAGUGAUUUGGUAUUUGAUUUUGUUAGUAAAGAAAGGUAUUAUCA